UAGGUCUCCAGAGUGCGCGCGCGCGCCCUCUCCUCCUCGGCGUCUAUUGAGCCCGUGGGCCGUGUGGCCCAUCACCGUCCCCUCCUCUCUCACCGUCACGACAGCCGGCGCCUAUCUCCGUUUUCCCCCUCCCACCGACGGCGAGGAAGAUGAGCGGUGGCGCGAGGAGGGUCCUGGAGGCGUGGAGGCUCGGGGUGUUCAGGUACGGCGACGCGCUCCAGCUCCAGGAGCGUCUCGUCGCGGACCGCAAGGCCGGCCGCGUCGGCGACAUCGUGCUGUCGCUGCAGCACCCGCCGACAUACACCCUCGGCAAGCGGCGCGAGAAGGCCGAGCGCAACCUGCUCACCCCGGAGGCCGAGCUGAGCGCCCUGGGCGCCGAGCUCCACCGCACGGAGCGGGGCGGCGACGUCACCUUCCACGGGCCGCGGCAGGCCGUGCUGUACCCAAUCCUCUCGCUGCGCGCCCUGGGGCUCGGCGCGCGGAGGUACGUCGAGGGGCUCGAGUCCGCCAUGAUCCAGCUGGCGGCCCUCCACGGCGUGACCGCGCGGCCGGGUGACCCCGGGGAGACCGGCGUCUGGGUCGGGGACCGCAAGAUCGGCGCCAUCGGGGUCAGGAUCUCGUCCGGGUUCACGUGGCACGGGCUGGCCUUCAACAUCGACCCCGAUCUCGGGUACUUCGAGCACAUCGUGCCGUGCGGCAUCGCCGGCAAAGGGGUCACGUCGCUGCGGCGGGAGGUGCCGGACGAAGUGGAGCUCCCUACCGACGAGGCCAUCCAUGACCAGCUUGUCCGGUGCCUGGGGAGAACUUUGGGCUUCACCGAUGUGGAAUUCAAGGACGAUUCUGAGUGUGGAGACAUGAUUGGCGCAGCUCAAGAUGCAGCUACGCAAUCCUGACGCGCGGUUCAAUCUGUAUGCACUCUGCAAUCGGCAUCCUUCAGAAUGUCCUCGGAUCAAUUUUUGGAAUAUUUUUUCAUCUGGUUGUGUUCAAGGUACUCCUGUGUAUCUGUGUAUGUACGAUAGAAGGUAGCAGGCUUUCCUGCAAUUCUGCAGCUAGACAGCUUGUACAUUGCACCAUGGAAUUAGGCACGCACAAAUCUGUCUGUACUUGGUGAUAGAACAACAGUAACACUUAAUAUGCUCCAGCCAUUGUUUCGGAGUUUGGAAUUUUGAAAUCGUUAGUGGUGGUUAGUGGA
Messenger RNA from Panicum virgatum (switchgrass), 1192 nucleotides. Its product is annotated as octanoyltransferase LIP2, mitochondrial-like. Gene Ontology annotation, biological process: protein lipoylation. Gene Ontology annotation, molecular function: lipoyl(octanoyl) transferase activity. NCBI's taxonomy places the organism in Eukaryota, Viridiplantae, Streptophyta, Magnoliopsida, Poales, Poaceae. Gene Ontology annotation, cellular component: mitochondrion. The record is from RefSeq and is a predicted model, not a curated record. The transcript has a single exon. The coding region runs from base 150 to 893 and encodes 247 amino acids.